CAUAUAUAUCUGCUCCUAAAGGAGUGAACUGGGAGGAUGGAAAGGUGACCUCUAUUAUAAGAUCAGCUCUGAUGACUGCUGCAGAUCUGGGAGCUUCAACUAAACCCUGGGAGAUGCAGAAGGAGGUAGCUGGAUUGAUAGCUGAAGAGUUCUGGCAGCAAGGAGACUUGGAGAGAGUUAGAUUAAACAAACCGUCCCAACCCUUGAUGGAUAGAGAUUUGAGGGAUUCCUUCCCCCAGCUCCAGGUUGGGUUCUGUCAGGAUGUGUGUCUACCCGUCUACAAGUCACUGACCAACCUCUGCCCCGCCCUACAUCCACUGCAGGACGGAGUAGAGGACAACAGGGACAGAUGGUUGGAGAUCGCCAGGAACCAGGACAGGGAUGAGGAGGAGGGCGAUGAGGAGGACGAGGAGGAGGAAGAAAGAGAAAUUGAAGAGAGAAGUUCGGACGAGGAGAAGACGAUCGGAACAGAUAAUCAGAAAGUUACGCGGAAUCUUUAGCAUUAGGUCACGGAACCUUCUUAG
Molecule: messenger RNA, 524 nt
Organism: Eurytemora carolleeae
Lineage: Eukaryota; Metazoa; Arthropoda; Copepoda; Calanoida; Temoridae
Product: cone cGMP-specific 3',5'-cyclic phosphodiesterase subunit alpha'
Exons: 3
Coding region: 72-500 (142 amino acids)
Biological process (GO): signal transduction
Molecular function (GO): 3',5'-cyclic-nucleotide phosphodiesterase activity
Source: RefSeq, a predicted model, not a curated record